AUGCCUCCGAAGACGCGUGGUAGACGAAGUGCGGCAAGAAAUCAGGGUGGUAGGGGCUGUGGCCGUGGGAUGCCACCUGAGGAUGAAGUUAGUCAGCUUGGGGAGAAUCCUAGUGGGAAUUCGGGGGCUGGGGUCGGUCGAGGUGCAGGAGUACCUCCAAAUCAAACUCAGUUUGCUAGGGACCUCGUCGCAGCACUUACGGCUGUAAAUCUUCUGAACCAAGCUCCUAGGGAGAGCGUCGAGGAUCGCGCUAUGGUAGCAAUGAGGGAGUUUAGCCGUAGGAACCCUCCGGUAUUCGAUGGGACUAGUAGCGAUCCUUUGGUAGCCGACCAUUGGUUAGCUCAAAUUCGCAAGUUUUUUAGAGCUCUUAACAUCACUGAAGAUAAUAUCAGAGUGGGUAUCGUGGCCGUUCAACUUGUUGGUGAGGCCGGUGAAUGGUGGGAAUCCGUUUUAGAGAGUAGGAAAGAUGCAAGAAGGGUGGUGAGAACCGCGGCUCAAGUGAACGAACCGGACAUUGAAAAUCUGACAUGGGCUGAAUUUGAGACUCUCUUUGAGGACCAAUACUUUUCGGAAACUUCACGUGAGAAUCUAAGGGAUCAAUUUGAGAAACUUGAGCAAGGUAAUAUGACCGUUUCGGAGUAUGUACAGAAAUUUCAAUCCUUGUCUCGUUUCGCUCCAGAGUUGGUGGCGACGGAGGAGAGGAAGUGUCGACGGUUUGAGAAGGGGUUGCAUAACACCGUGAGAAGAAUGGUGAUGGUCCAACGUAAGAUGAAGUUUUCUGAAGUGGUGGAGUGCGCGAGAAGUAUUGAAAUACCAAAGGAAGCUCAACGAAAUGCAAGGGCGUGGGAACCAAGGAAACCAGUGGGAAGUUUGAGUUCUUAUUCCUGUAGUUUUGGUAGCCAAGGACGAAAAAGGCAGAGGGAACUGUCUCAACAACCACCCAAUCAAUCCAAUUUUAGGGUGCCUACUUCUUCGGGAACUCGGGGUGCCAUGUCUAGACCCCCGAUUGUGUGUUACAAGUGUAACCAACCCGGGCACGUCCGUACUCAGUGUCCUUAG
Messenger RNA from Rhododendron vialii, 1059 nucleotides. RefSeq lists its product as uncharacterized. Gene Ontology annotation, molecular function: nucleic acid binding; zinc ion binding. The coding region runs from base 1 to 1059 and encodes 352 amino acids. Lineage: Eukaryota; Viridiplantae; Streptophyta; Magnoliopsida; Ericales; Ericaceae. The transcript has a single exon. The record is from RefSeq and is a predicted model, not a curated record.